AUGUUCAUAUUUGACUUUUUUAAAAAUUUUAUUCAAAGACUUGGUCUAUUUUAGAAAAGUGGAAGAAUUCUGUUUCUUGGACUUGCUAAUGCUGGUAAAACCACUUUGCUUGGAAGAAUGAAAGAUGGCAGGUUUAAACAAUAUGAUCCUACUCUAGGAUCAAAUGUUGAAGAGAUUUAGAUUUAAAACAUGAAGUUAAAAGCUUUUGAUUUAGGUGGCCAUGAAGCUGUAAUAAAAGCAUGGAAAUCUUACUAUCAUAACAUAAAUGGAAUCUUUUUUUUAGUGGAUAGUACUAACAAGGAGAAAUUUUAAGAUUCUAAAGAAGAAUUAUAAAAGAUUCUAACCUGUGAAUAGUUAAAAAACGUACCAAUAGUUUUUUUAGGAAAUAAAAUAGAUCUGAAAGAUGCAGUAUCUGAAGAAGAGUUAAGGAAAUCUCACGAUCUUCCAGAUAAGUAAAGACUUGAAAAAAUUGAUUAUGAAAUUGUUAAUAAUCAUCCAAUUAAGAUUAUUAUGUGUUCUCUUUCAAGGAAUGUUGGGUAUAUUGAAGGAUUUACUUGGAUUUCUCAGUUUGUUAAAUGA
This is a messenger RNA of Tetrahymena thermophila SB210, 579 nucleotides long. Its product is annotated as ADP-ribosylation factor(Arf)/Arf-like (Arl) small GTPase family protein. Gene Ontology annotation, biological process: vesicle organization; membrane organization; intracellular protein transport. Gene Ontology annotation, cellular component: endoplasmic reticulum exit site; COPII vesicle coat. Gene Ontology annotation, molecular function: GTPase activity; GTP binding. The record is from RefSeq and is a predicted model, not a curated record. The transcript has a single exon. NCBI's taxonomy places the organism in Eukaryota, Ciliophora, Oligohymenophorea, Hymenostomatida, Tetrahymenidae.